Molecule: messenger RNA, 669 nt
Organism: Cladophialophora immunda
Lineage: Eukaryota; Fungi; Ascomycota; Eurotiomycetes; Chaetothyriales; Herpotrichiellaceae
Exons: 1
Coding region: 1-669 (222 amino acids)
Source: RefSeq, a predicted model, not a curated record
AUGCGGUGGACAACCCGCACCACUGCGCUGGAGCAUGUUCUUUUUGAACUCGAUGGUCAUGGUCAGUGGGUUAUCGAGCCCGCAAUGGUUCUUGGUCAACUCGUCACAUUUGGUCAGCAGUUCGGAGAGCCUGUCCCACUGGCCGUAGCAGUCAAACAGCACCGAUACAAUGCUCAGCGCCCCGAGGCAUUCUCCGGCAGGGAAGGUAUCGUUGGUGAGCAUGCACAGGAAACUAAACAGGGCGUUCGUCAAGUAAUAUUCCGUCUUGGAUUGGAAUCUGGCGUCUUUCUGGCCGGCACAAAUCAACCAGUACAGGCAGUACAUGACGAAAUCCGCGGACAGGCUGUUGUCGUUGAGUUGCCGGCUGUGGGUGUUGUUGCCGAACCGGUAGAUAUCGAUUUCAAAGUCGCUGGUCUCCUCGACGACAGCCGGUGUCGCCGACAGCACGGCGUUGGUAAAGUCAGCCGGCCACUGCUUGCUCGGGUCAUUGUUGUCCCACAGCUGGCACCAGCCGGAGGGAAUCGGCUCUCGCUGCGCACGCCAGAACGGGCCCAGGAUGUUUGGGAUGGCUGGCUGACUGCGGGCCCAGCCUGCCUGAUGCAUCGACGCAUGCUCACGGACGAUGCCCAGAUCGAAAGGCACUGCUUCAUGACCAUAUAUGGGCCCUGA